Molecule: messenger RNA, 534 nt
Organism: Diabrotica virgifera virgifera (western corn rootworm)
Lineage: Eukaryota; Metazoa; Arthropoda; Insecta; Coleoptera; Chrysomelidae
Exons: 1
Coding region: 1-534 (177 amino acids)
Source: RefSeq, a predicted model, not a curated record
AUGACGGACGGUAAUACCAGUGCCAACACCAGUGCUUCAGUUGAUCGGAUUUCAGUUAAAAUCCUACCGUUUUGGCAAAACGAUCCUGAAAUAUGGUUCCUGCAAGUAGAAAACCAAUCUACACUGGCAAAUAUAACAAGUGACGCAACCAAAUUCAACUAUAUAGUUGCCAAUUUAGACACAGCCUACAUACUAGAAGUUAGGGACAUCAUUGUUUCACCACCAGCCACAGAGAGGUAUGCAAAAUUAAAAUCAGAAUUAAUUAAGAGACUUAGUGCAUCACAGCAACAAAAAAUUAAAAGACUACUUGAGCAUGAAGAACUGGGCGAUCGAAGACCUUCGCAGUUCUUACGACAUUUACAGUCUUUAGCAGGCACAACGGUACCAGACAAUAUUGUAAGGUCUCUGUGGUUAGGUAGACUGCCAGCGUCUACACAGGCUAUUCUAGCUACUCAAGCUAAAGCUAGUUUGGACGCAGUUGCCGAGCUAGCUGACACAAUAUGUGAAGCUAUAGCUCCUAGGGCCCAAAUUUAA